Messenger RNA from Drosophila persimilis, 1933 nucleotides. It is a transcript of the gene ApepP, whose product is annotated as xaa-Pro aminopeptidase ApepP. Lineage: Eukaryota; Metazoa; Arthropoda; Insecta; Diptera; Drosophilidae. Gene Ontology annotation, molecular function: metalloaminopeptidase activity. The transcript has 10 exons. The record is from RefSeq and is a predicted model, not a curated record. Bases 16 to 1857 code for a protein of 613 amino acids.
AGUUGAUUCUUGGUGAUGAUGAAGGACACAACAAUAAUUUUGACAAAAUUACGAGAGCUAAUGCAACUAGUUCGAGUUCGAGACAUCAGUUGCAUUUCGGCUUAUAUUGUUCCUUCCGAUGACGCUCAUCAGAGUGAAUAUCAAUGUCAGCAUGACGAAAGACGCGCAUUUAUAUCCGGGUUCGACGGCUCAGCUGGAACAGCUGUUAUCACACGUAAUAGUGCUCUAUUAUGGACAGAUGGUCGAUAUUAUCAACAAGCUGAAAAACAACUCGACUCAAAUUGGAUACUGAUGAAAGAUGGUUUGACAACAACUCCUUCAUUAGGCGUAUGGCUCGCCCAAAAUCUUCCAAGAGGCAGUGCUGUUGGCGUGGAUCCCCGUUUAUUUUCUUUCCGGUUAUGGAAACCUAUAGAAAACGAAUUGAAUUCAUCAGAUUGUCAUUUGAUCCCAAUUGAAAAUAAUUUAAUUGAUGAAAUCUGGGGAGAGAAUCAGCCACCACAAACCUUUAAUUCUAUAAAAACUUUAAAAUUGGAGUAUGCCGGAGUCACAGUUGCGAAAAAAUGGGAUCUCGUUCGUGAAAAAAUGCAGGAAAAAAAAGCGGAUGCUCUAAUUGUUAGUGCUCUUGAUGAAAUUGCUUGGUUCUUAAACAUGCGGGGCUCGGAUAUAGACUUUAAUCCAGUUUUCUUUGCAUAUAUGAUUAUAACAAGGGAUCAGCUGUUAGCGUUCGUCGAUUCUGAAAAAUUGCCCACAGACUUUUCUAGCCAUCAAACCGAAAACGAAGUACAAAUAAAAGUUCUUCCCUAUUCGUCAAUAGGCCUGGAAAUAAGUCGCAUUGUGUCGACUAAGGGUACAAAAAUUUGGAUUUCUCCCACAAGCUCCUACUAUUUAACAGCGCUUAUUCCAAAAUCGCAACGUCUACAGGAGGUUACACCAAUUUGUUUAUUAAAAUCAAUUAAAAAUGAUGUGGAGAUUAAAGGAUUUGUGAAUAGCCACGUGCGGGAUGGUAUUGCAUUAUGUCAAUACUUUGCUUGGCUUGAAAACCAAUUAGACCAUGGUGAAAAAAUCGAUGAAAUAUCUGGAGCUGAUAAGCUAGAGUCUUUCCGCCGAACACAGGAUAAAUAUGUUGGCUUGAGCUUUCCGACAAUUAGUUCAUCAGGUCCCAAUGGCUCUAUUAUUCAUUAUCAUCCGACGAGUGAAACAAAGAGAAAUAUAACCCUUAAUGAUAUAUACUUAUGUGAUUCAGGCGCUCAAUACUUGGAUGGUACAACGGAUGUGACAAGAACUUUUCAUUUUGGCAUACCAACUGAGUUUCAAAAAGAAGUAUAUACCCGUGUCCUCAAAGGCCAAUUAACGUUUGGGUCUACAAUUUUUCCAGCAAAAGUUAAGGGGCAAGUUCUUGAUACCCUUGCUAGGAAAGCUCUUUGGGAUAUUGGCUUAGACUAUAGUCAUGGCACUGGUCACGGCGUGGGGCACUUCUUGAAUGUACAUGAAGGUCCUAUAGGCGUUGGGAUACGUCAUAUGCCUGAUGAUCCCGGUCUUCAAGAAAAUAUGUUUAUUUCGAAUGAGCCAGGGUUCUAUAAGGAUGGGGAAUUUGGAAUACGCAUUGAAGACAUUGUGCAAAUUGUUCCAGCACAAUCAACCUAUAAUUUUUCAGACCGUGGAGCCCUAACUUUUAAAACCAUUACUAUGUGCCCAAAACAAACUAAAAUGAUUAUUAAAGAACUCUUAACUGAUCUUGAGAUCCAUUUGAUAAACAGAUAUCAUCAACAAGUUUGGGAUAACCUUUCGCCGAUAUUGUCCCAACAAGGCGACUCUUUUACUUUAUCUUGGCUAAAAAAAGAAACGCAGCCAAUUUAAUAUUAUUUUAUAUAUUUACAUAUAUUUACCUCACUUCUUAUCCGAGCUAUAUAAUAAAAAGCUUUUUUAUACUUCA